Messenger RNA from Colletotrichum acutatum, 658 nucleotides. RefSeq lists its product as uncharacterized. The transcript has a single exon. The record is from RefSeq and is a predicted model, not a curated record. Bases 247 to 540 code for a protein of 97 amino acids. NCBI's taxonomy places the organism in Eukaryota, Fungi, Ascomycota, Sordariomycetes, Glomerellales, Glomerellaceae.
CCCCAUGCUUCCUCGCACGCUGUCUCCAUCUCUGUCCACCUGUCUUCCUCUCACACAUCCUCCAAAGUGCUCUCAGUCCCUUUCCAGUCAACACCGUCACCGCCAUCGCUACUUCAUCGUGAGCUUCUUCACUGUCGCCAACUCACCAACGCCAAUCUUACCCCACGCCACCCGUUGCCCAUCCCGCAUGCUGCCGCGCUGUGUUGAUUGUUUGUCUGACCUGAGACCGCGGCACCCGGCUGCUCGAUGCCAAAAGGAUCAUCCCCGAACCCAGAUAGAUCUCUUGGCCCCAUGAUGGCCAGAUCCUCCGCGCUUGAGUUGCCGACAGCGGGGAGUUCUGAAAUGGAGGGGUUCACGAUGGAGAUUCAAUUUCAUCAGUCAUUGACCCCUCUGCCGCCUCCACAGCCCGCUACUAUUGCUUCUACCUACCCUUGUCAUGAUCUAUUGUCCGCUGAUACCGCACACAGCUUUCUUUGCGCAACUUCUUUGUUGCCAGCGCGGCAAAUAUUUUCUUUGAUGCUGUGCAAUCUUCAACAAUGACAUUACUCGAGUACCUGCGCACCUCCGUCUCCAUCUCUCGUACUGCCGCCUGCUCGCUCGACUGAAAUCAAUGUUCUACCGUCGCCCUCACACGGUUGACCGGUGCCCCCCCCCCCCC